Hydractinia symbiolongicarpus is the source of this 1080-nucleotide messenger RNA. RefSeq names its product UPF0561 protein C2orf68-like. The transcript is spliced from 3 exons. Bases 113 to 526 code for a protein of 137 amino acids. The record is from RefSeq and is a predicted model, not a curated record. NCBI's taxonomy places the organism in Eukaryota, Metazoa, Cnidaria, Hydrozoa, Anthoathecata, Hydractiniidae.
AAGUGAUCUCUGCCAAGUGGUCAUCAUGAAUUGUCUCGAUUAUUAUUUGAUUUGAUGGGGCUGACUGCCUUUAAAAUAUUUGAAUAACUGAUGAAUUCAUAAACAUAAAAAAAUGGAGAAAGGAAGCCGCUCUGUUUCUUUGGACAAAAACCAUGGAUUUAUGAAGUUUAUAAUAAAAAAUCAGAUUGAUAGAGAUAUUUUUGACAAGGAACAAAGACAAAAGGAGCAGUUGAAAUGUACUGAACAUAAGGAAGAUUCACUUGCCACCAAAGAAGAACUAACUGUCGAAGUUCUAAAAAAGUUUUCACAAAUGUCGUCAACAGAUGUCAAAGAUGAACCAUUAUUUAAUUUGGAAUUCCUUACAAAACAUGGAAAUAUUGUGCAAGUAAAGGUAAAUCAGAAUGAUUCGGCGCAAAGUGUUGUUGAAAAUGUAACUGAAAAAUAUCAUUUGGGAGAUCAAGUUAAAGGUGCGUUGCUGCGAAGAGUUUCUGAAGAAAUAAAAAAGCGAAGACCACAAGGAGAAUGAAUUUUAAUAGUAUGGAAUUUACUUUUGAUGUGUGCAUAUUUUUCACACGACCAACAGAAAGUUAACGCAAACGCUAUAAAGCGAAGAUAUGGGGUUAGUAAGUUUUGCGGUAAUAAUUUUUUACCAAAUAUUUGCCCUGAAAAAUAAAAUGUUUAUGUUACGGGUAAAAAUUCGCCACGUAUUCCGAUUUAUUAAAGAACGAGGCAGCUUUUUUAAUAUCCAUUGUAACCUGCUAGCGUAAAAAAAAUUACUUUUAAUCCUGUUUUUUGCGCGACAAAUCACAAAAAUUUGCGCUCGCAAAGUUAAGAAAAAACAAACUGUAUAUAUAGUAAAUAAUAUUUUUAUAUAUACCAUAUAUGUUGGAGGAAAGAUUAUACUACCUUUAGGAACAUUUAAAAUAUUUAUCAUAUUGUGAAUUUGACAUGUAUCAUACCUUAUGAGCGUUGCCGUAUUUAUUUAAAUUUUAGUUGUAUUAACUAGUAAUUCUUAAUGUUAACCUAUAUAUUUAUAAACAAAGUUUUAUACAUACAAAAUACAGUUUAUUUAUAUUCAAA